AAUUAAGUAUUUAAUUAUUCGAUCUAAUGGAAGCUAAUUUGUUGAGUCGGUCUAAGAGAAAAACAGAUUUUAAGAGUUAUUCUUAUGGAGUUUUGACAAUAAUCGUAAUAAAACACUAAAAUUUGAUAUACCGUAACAGUGCCAUCAAAAUUAAAUUAUCUUAUAUGAGAGUAAAUAAGGGAACAUUAACUGCCAAUAUUUUCCACAGUACAUGGGCAUGUUGAAUCAUGGACAGCGGUAGUGCUGUUAUGCAUUUUAUGUUUCCUUUUUAGGCCGUGAUACCACAGUUAACCAAGAUUUCGGACCUUCUGACAAAUGGUUACGUGGACUGAUGAAACGCCAUCCAGAACUUUCUGAGGGGACACCUGAAAAUAUGGACAAGUCUAGAACCAGGAUGUCCUCUCAGAAAACAAUGGAUGAGUGGUUUCAACUGUUGGAUAGGGUAUUGGAGGAAAAUGGUAUAAAGAAAAAAGAGUCUCAGAUAUUCAAUGUUGAUGAAGUCGGAUUCUCUGGCAAAGAGAGACAGCUGUCAUAGGUGAUAGGACCAAGGCAAGGACACGUGUUUACCAGCAAAACAAUAACUAAUGAUCAUGUAACCGUAAACAUGUGCAUCUGUGGAGACGGCAAGAUACUUCAGUCGAUGUUAAUUUACAAAGAAUCUCUACCUCACCGCAACUACAAAGACGGCGUGCCGGACAGCUGGCUCUUUGGGACGUCACAGUCAGGUUAUAUGGAUGGAGAGCUCUUUUGUCUUGGUUUAAGAGAAUUUUUCUCUUGAACUGCGGCAGAGAGAGACCCGUCCUUCUUGUACUUGACAACCAUGACUCACACGUGACCCUCCCUCUUGUAGAAGUGGCGCGGGAAAAUGGUGUUGUACUUCUUGGGAUGCCUGCACAUACAACCCAUAUCUUACAACCAUUAGAUGUGAAGUGUUUGGUCCGCUGAAGGGUAGAUUUAGUUCCCUUGCUGUGAAACUUGGGUUUGCCAACCCUAAUCUAACAAUCGGAAAAUCAAAAUUCCCAGUAGUACUUCGGCAUGCAAUUGAUUAGACGACAGCAGCAUCUGUGCGGGAAGCAUUUGCAGCAACGGGCAUUACACCGUACAACCCAGCCGCCAUCGACAAAAGUCAGCUCAUCCCGCCUACUUUCACCAAAAGAAAUGAAGAAAGUGGUACAACUGAAGCUACCAACGUUAAAACAUGUGAGACGUGUGGUUCGUUCACGGUGAACCCUCUAGUUGAGCAGGGGCUCAAUACACAGUCCAUGGCGCAGAUACUGAUCCCACCACCAAAACAGUCAUCAAAGACCCAAAUAAAAAGAUCUAAAGUAGUCACUGGAGGGCGCGUUAUUAGUGGUGACGAAAUGCUGAGACAGUUGAAAGAAAAGGAAGAGCUUAUUAAACGACAGAUUGCGGCUAAGGAAGAGAGACUGCAACUCAAAGAAAAGAGAAGGCAAGAGAAGGAGAAAGAAUCAGAAGAAAAACAAAUUAAAAAACAGAAGAGAGAAGAAGAAAAAAGGCUAAAGGAACAGAAAAGAAAAGACGAAAUUAUAAAGAAAGCAGUUGGUGGCCGUUUGGCAGCAAAGAAAUUCACGUGUGGAGUGUGCGGUGAGACAGGACGGAUGAUUGACGAGAUGAAUGGAGUAAAGUGGUAUGGGUGUGAGGAAAAUAGAUGCGAGAGGUGGUAUCACGAAGAAUGUUUAAGUUUGCAGGAGAGAGAGUACUUGACAGAGAGCGUGAAUGAUGGAAGUGAGUGGUAUUGUAGAAAAUGUAAGCCGUGGUUAUAUGAUGAGGAAUGAAUGCACAUGAAUAAGUUUAUGUGCGUGAAGAGAUACUUUAUGGGAUAUCUAUUAUAGUUCUUUGGAUGAUUUUAUGUUGCAUUGUGUACAAAAGGGUGCAUUCAACUUCCGGCAAUCUGUAGUAUUCAUUCAGGAUCCCAGAUCUAUAUUCGAAAUAUCUAAAUGAUGGUUCUGUGAACAAUGGUGAACAACACGCCUUUGUGAAUCUGUGUUUUAAGUUUAUCAGUGUGAUGUUUAAAAAAUGUUUUCAAUAAAUUACAACUCAUAAAAAUAAAUAUGCUUGUCAUAGGGCUAAUAAAUUAGCAA
This is a messenger RNA of Mercenaria mercenaria, 2102 nucleotides long. RefSeq names its product chromatin assembly factor 1 subunit A-like. The transcript has 6 exons. The record is from RefSeq and is a predicted model, not a curated record. The coding region runs from base 1263 to 1796 and encodes 177 amino acids. NCBI's taxonomy places the organism in Eukaryota, Metazoa, Mollusca, Bivalvia, Venerida, Veneridae.